Chlorocebus sabaeus (green monkey) is the source of this 3669-nucleotide messenger RNA. It is a transcript of the gene SLC16A3, whose product is annotated as solute carrier family 16 member 3. Gene Ontology annotation, biological process: transmembrane transport; monocarboxylic acid transport. Gene Ontology annotation, cellular component: basolateral plasma membrane. Gene Ontology annotation, molecular function: lactate:proton symporter activity. Lineage: Eukaryota; Metazoa; Chordata; Mammalia; Primates; Cercopithecidae. The record is from RefSeq and is a predicted model, not a curated record.
CAGUAAAUGUCAGGGGAAGGCCAGCCUAUGGCGUUUGCCCACGGAGAGGCCAAUGCUUGGUGACUGUGGCGUGUGCUCCAGGCAGGACAGCCCCAGGGUGGUCCUCAGAACACCAGGCCACCUGUACCUUGGCCCAUCGCAGUGCUGGGUUAUCCUGGGAGAUGGGUCGUCUGCGCCGUUAUUUCGUGCCCCUUCCCCGUACUCCGCCUCCUGUGGCAUCCCCUGCCCCAAGCCAUGUGGGCAGACAGCUGGCUCCAAGUCAGCCCCUGGACACCAGGCUGGAGUGGGAACUCCUGGAGCCAUUUCAGCAUGGCUGGCACCCCAGGCUGGGUAAGGACAGACGAUGGUGCCAGGCUGUGGUCUGGGGGCUUGUCCAAAUGCCUCAUCUUGACACAGAAAAUGGCCCUCCCCACGUGAGCUUCACGUGGAAGCCACAAGCACCUCAGGUCUCAGAACAUGCUGUGCCCUCCUGGCCAGUGAGUCCUGGCACCGCCCCAACCCUCUGCCAGCCCUCCUUGACCCUAGUUCAGGGGCGCCGCGUCUCCUGAGGGUGGCCCCGUCCCCUGCCUCCCCGUGAGCCCUCGUCUGUCUCUUGAGGACCCUGGCAAGCUUCAGGUGCUGGGUUUGCCUGCGGGAAGUCCCCCGCCCCCGCUGGUGCAGCCAAGGAGACUCAGAGGCCCUGGUGCCUCUCUGUGUUUUGGAGGGGAGCCUGGGGGGGGUACGCGAAAUCCGGCUGUUCUGUCUCUUGUAUAUUUCCUUCCUUGGCUUUGCAUGGCCUGUUUUAAAAAGCGUCAACCCGCAACCCCAAACAAGCUGGGGCCCUGAGGCCGUCAACCCCUCCAGUCUCCCCCGGGACCCGCAGUCUGCAUCCUUUUCCAGUUUCAUUCCUCAAGUGCAUGUAUUUUUAAUAUCUUGUAGUUAUCCUGCUGUAUACUGUCAUCUUAGGAAACUUUUAAACUUAAUACCAGUAUGAGCAGGACCUACCCUGCUGCUUAGUGACCCCAGACAGCAUGUCCUGAAGUGGUGUGUCCUGGGGAGGUACGACAGUCCUCCUCUGUCCUGUCCCAGGCACUGUGGUGGGGGCGUCCGGUGUCCAGGUGCAGAAGCAAAAGCUGCUCCCGGGUUUCCCAGAAAUGGUCCCGAGGCCUUGGCCCCAGGGAGCCAGCACAGGUUGGGGAGUAGACCUCUGGCCCUGUGGCGGGGGUCUGUUCUGCUCCAGUGGACCGCAUCUGCCUUGUCAUCAUCCAGACAGCCACAGCUGGCUUCUGGGUCCCCUCGUCAAGCGGCAUUUCCCAGUAACAGUGACUUCGUGGAACACUUACGAAGCCCUUACAAACCAUCCUUGGACCUCUAAGGCAGGGGCUCCAGGAGGCACAGCACCUGUGGUGGGGAUGGUCAGGCAGGCUGGAUGUGGGGAGGGUUCGGAAGGAGUGAGGAGCCACACACGGAACCCCUCAGACUCUCCCAGCAAAGGUCCUUGCCCUUGUGCAGGUCCUGCCUCUAGUUACAUGUUUGCCUUAGAGGCAAAGUUGGGCCGUCACGGGGGACCCACCAGGAUGGGGUCUGCAGACACACUUGCAGGAGGAACCCAAGGAAAGGGGGCGGGGGUGGAGCCCCACAGAUUGCGUGGAGCUUGCACAGCAGGCCUGCUGCUGCCUCUCAGGGCGCUGGUUCACAGCACAGUCUGGAGAAGCUGAGCCGGCUGGACCAGACCACCCAAGGUCUCAGGUUGCAGCUCCCUGGUGAGGCGGAACCGACGCUCUCGGCCAUGGGAGGGGCCGUGGUGGACGAGGGCCCCACAGGCGUCAAGGCCCCCGACGGCGGCUGGGGCUGGGCCGUGCUCUUCGGCUGCUUCGUCAUCACCGGCUUCUCCUACGCCUUCCCCAAGGCCGUCAGCGUCUUCUUCAAGGAGCUCAUGCGGGAGUUUGGGAUCGGCUACAGCGACACAGCCUGGAUCUCCUCCAUCCUGCUGGCCAUGCUCUACGGGACAGGCCCCCUCUGCAGCGUGUGCGUGAACCGCUUUGGCUGCCGGCCCGUCAUGCUUGUGGGGGGCCUCUUUGCGUCCCUGGGCAUGGUGGCUGCGUCCUUUUGCCGGAGCAUCAUCCAGGUCUACCUCACCACUGGGGUCAUCACUGGGUUGGGUUUGGCGCUCAACUUCCAGCCCUCGCUCAUCAUGCUGAACCGCUAUUUCAGCAAGCGGCGCCCCAUGGCCAACGGGCUGGCGGCAGCAGGCAGCCCCGUCUUCCUGUGUGCCCUGAGCCCGCUGGGGCAGCUGCUGCAGGACCGCUACGGCUGGCGGGGCGGCUUCCUCAUCCUGGGCGGCCUGCUGCUCAACUGCUGCGUGUGCGCCGCACUCAUGAGGCCCCUGGUGGCCGUGGCCCAGCCGGGCUCGGGGCCGCCACGAUCCUCCCGGCGCCUGCUAGACCUGAGCGUCUUCCGGGACCGCGGCUUCGUGCUGUACGCGGUGGCCGCCUCGGUCAUGGUGCUGGGGCUCUUCAUCCCGCCCGUGUUCGUGGUGAGCUACGCCAAGGACCUGGGCGUGCCCGACACCAAGGCCGCCUUCCUGCUCACUGUGCUGGGCUUCAUUGAUAUCUUCGCGCGGCCGGCCGCGGGCUUUGUGGCGGGGCUUGGGAAGGUGCGGCCCUACUCCGUCUACCUCUUCAGCUUCUCCAUGUUCUUCAACGGCCUCGCGGACCUGGCGGGCUCCACGGCCGGCGACUACGGCGGCCUGGUGGUCUUCUGCAUCUUCUUUGGCAUCUCCUACGGCAUGGUGGGGGCCCUGCAGUUCGAGGUGCUCAUGGCCAUUGUGGGCACCCACAAGUUCUCCAGCGCCAUCGGCCUGGUGCUGCUGAUGGAGGCGGUGGCCGUACUCAUCGGGCCCCCAUCAGGAGGCAAGCUCUUGGAUGCGACCCACGUCUACAAGUACGUGUUCAUCCUGGCGGGGGCCGAGGUGCUCACCUCCUCCCUGAUUUUGCUGCUGGGCAACUUCUUCUGCAUUAGGAAGCAGCCCAAGGAGCCACAGCCCGAGGUGGUGGCCGCGGAGGAGGAGAAGCUCCACAAACCUCCUGCAGACUCGGGGGUGGACUUGCGGGAGGUGGAGCAUUUCCUGAAGGCUGAGCCUGAGAAAAACGGGGAGGUGAUUCACACCCCGGAAACGAGUGUCUGAGUGGCUGGGCGGGGCCGGCAGGCACAGGGAGGAGGUACAGAAGCCGGCAACGCUUGCUAUUUAUUUUACAAACUGGACUGGCUCAGGCAGGGCCAUGGCUGGGCUCCGGCUGCCGGCCCAGCGGAUCGUCGCCUGAUCAGUGUUUUGCGGGGGAAGGUGGCGGGGUGGGAAUCAUGUCAUUCCAGAGUGGAUCUGUGGUGAAACCAAGCCACAAGGUUAUAAGGCAUCCUCACCAGGGGCCCCGCCUGCUGGUCCCAAGCAGCCUGCGGCCACUGCUAUGCUCAAGGACCUAGAAACCCGCACUGCAAGAUGACGUGACUUUAAUGGGAGGGUGGGCCGCGGACAGGCUGGCAGGGCAGGUGCUGUGUGGGGCCCUCUCCAGCCUGUCCUACCCUGGACUCUCACAUGGGGCCUGUGCCCACCCCUCUAGUGUCUUGGGGACAGCUCCUUCCACCCCUGGAAGGUGGAAAUAAACCUGGAUGUGGGUGGAGCGUCAGGACAAU